This is a messenger RNA of Lichtheimia ornata, 933 nucleotides long. RefSeq lists its product as uncharacterized. The transcript has 6 exons. The record is from RefSeq and is a predicted model, not a curated record. The coding region runs from base 1 to 933 and encodes 310 amino acids. NCBI's taxonomy places the organism in Eukaryota, Fungi, Mucoromycota, Mucoromycetes, Mucorales, Lichtheimiaceae.
AUGUUCAGAUCGUGCCUUGUCACCAUCGUCAAUGGCUAUUUUGGAAGGAUGGGCAAAGACAACAUCAUCAUCUCCACCACAAUCAUUUUCAGCAGCAUCUUUGCAAAUCCCGGAUCAGAAGCGUGUGGAUACUCGAGCACCAUCAACAACAACACGAAGAACAAGAGUGUCGCUGACGACAACAACGGCACUUGCUCACGAUCAAGGAAGGAAAGCAGAAUCGAGAGGCUAUUUGUGGCUCCUAAAUCCAGUCUUUUGCGUCUUGUGAUUGAUGGUAUCCCUAUUCAUGUCUUUACAUGUUCAACAACAACGGAAUUAGGUCACAUGGGUCAACAAUCGCAUAUUGCAAUACACGGGCCGGCCACUUCAAGAACAUUUUGGGACCUGGUUGGUUAUCACAUAUGCAUCCUGAUGAUCAAAUGGCGUGUCGCAAGGCUUGAAAUGGCAUUUGAGCAAGGCAAUGGAUUUGCUGGCGAGUAUCGACUACGACGAUUCGAUGGCAAUUAUCCUUCUUUUUAUGGCGUAUUGUCACUUCGAGAUCUUAAAGGAAGGAUUAUUCAUUGGUUUGGAACAUGCACCGAUGUCCAUGAUCAGCAUAGUACUAUACGGCAAAUGGAAAUCGAGAGCAAUGAGCGCAAAUACAGGUUACUUGCUGAAGCCAUCCCACAGAUCGUCUUUACCUUUUCGCCUGGUGUUGGUGUGACCUAUGCCAAUGAGAAAUGGGAAUGCUAUUCAGGCUUUGACUUUGAUCGUACCAAAGGCUUUGGGUUCAUGUCGCAGGUGCAUGCCGACGACCGCAAUGUUCGCUGGUUUGGUACAUGCACGGAUAUCAAUGAUCACAAGCUCUUGGAACACAAGCUCAAAAACGUGCGGCUCAAAAUCCAUGGAAAGCAAGACACGAUUCUUAUCCAACAUGUCACAUGGUAUGAUUGA